Messenger RNA from Ctenopharyngodon idella (grass carp), 2898 nucleotides. RefSeq names its product acyl-CoA synthetase short chain family member 1 (gene acss1). Gene Ontology annotation, molecular function: acetyl-CoA synthetase activity; AMP binding. The coding region runs from base 197 to 2281 and encodes 694 amino acids. NCBI's taxonomy places the organism in Eukaryota, Metazoa, Chordata, Actinopteri, Cypriniformes, Xenocyprididae. The record is from RefSeq and is a predicted model, not a curated record. Gene Ontology annotation, cellular component: mitochondrion. The transcript is spliced from 14 exons.
UAAUCGAUGGUAAAAGGCACAGCACUAGUGAUUCAUGGCAGGUUUUGGUUCAUUGUGAAGCUGAUUUAGGGGGCGGUUUGAAGUGAGAUAUUCUUCAGACUUUGUCAACAAGUUUCCUCCUCCCUCUUUUCGGAGGAACAGUCACGGGCUGUGGAAACUUGAGCAAACUUCACUCCAGCACGGACUGGGAGGAAUAAUGGCUGGACGCGUGGGCACAAGUUUGCUGAAUUCUUUGGCCAGGGGAAACGUUGUCUUUAGGAACAAGAAAUGUUUGCGCAGAAGUGUUGCGUUCAUCUCACGGUGUCAUGCGAGGUCUCACUCUCAGUCCACCAGCAGCAUCAGCGCGGCUCAACCGGACCUCAGCUCGCAUCUCGCUGGAAAGACCUACGCAGAAUUAUAUGAAAUGUCAAUCAAAGACCCAGAAACUUUCUGGGGAUCCAUUGCCAAGGAAAGGCUGGCAUGGACCAAACCUUUCGAUCAAGUGACGCACUGUGAUCUCUCCAGCGGGAAAAUCAACUGGUUUCUUGGAGGGCAACUUAAUGUCUCGGAGAAUUGUUUGGAUGUACACGUGGCAAAGGAUCCAAACAGAGUGGCCUUGAUUUGGGAGAAAGAUGAACCUGGCACAGAGGAAAGGAUCACAUACAGGGAGCUUCUGGAGAUGACCUGUCGCCUUGCCAAUGCAUUGAAAAGUCAUGGGGUCCAGAGGGGAGAGAGGGUGGCCAUCUACAUGCCUGUGUCUCCCAUGGCAGUAGCAGCCAUGUUGGCCUGUGCCCGUAUCGGUGCUGUACACACUGUGGUGUUUGCAGGGUUCAGCUCAGAGGCUCUGGCUGGCAGAAUUCAGGAUGCCCAGUGCAAGUUUGUCAUCACAUGCAACCAAGGCGUUAGGGGCGGCCGUGUCUUCGAUCUGAAGUCCACAGUGGACAAAGCAGUGAAGAGCUGUCCGUCUGUCCGGCGUGUGUUUGUGGCUAAGAGAACUAACAAUAGCAUGCCAAUGGGAAAACUAGACAUUUCAUUAGAUGAGGUGAUGGCAGGACAGUCUUCGGUCUGUGCUCCAGAGCCCAUGGAUAGCGAGGAGAUGCUGUUCAUGCUGUAUACCUCAGGCAGUACGGGUAAACCCAAGGGCAUUGUGCACACACAGGCUGGUUACCUGCUCUACACUUCCCUUACACAUCAGUAUGUGUUUGACUACACACCUGGAGAUGUUUUUGGCUGUGUUGCUGACAUCGGUUGGAUUACGGGUCACAGUUAUGUGGUGUACGGACCUCUGUGUAACGGAGCCACUUCUGUUCUGUUUGAGAGUACACCCGUGUACCCCAAUCCAGGUCGUUACUGGGAGACAGUUCAGAGGUUACAAAUAAACCAGUUUUAUGGAGCUCCAACUGCCAUCAGAUUACUCCUGAAAUAUGAAGAAAACUGGGUGAAGAAUUAUGACAGGUCAUCACUGAAGACACUUGCAUCUGUUGGAGAGCCCAUUAAUCACGAGGCGUGGGAAUGGUUCCAUAAUGUGGUCGGGGAUGGACGAUGCCCUCUGGUGGACACAUGGUGGCAAACAGAAACUGGCGGUGUGUGUAUCGCCCCUCUCCCAGCUGAGCCGGGAGCAGAGAUCCGGCCUGCCAUGGCUAUGAGACCCUUUUUUGGCAUCCAGCUGGCACUGCUUGGGGAGAAGGGACAGAUAAUAACAGGAAAUGAUGUCAGUGGAGCUCUGUGCAUCAGCAAGCCAUGGCCUGGAAUGGCCAGAACCAUAUAUGGAGACCACCAGAGAUUCGUGGAUGCAUAUUUUAAACCGUACCAAGGUCAUUAUUUUACGGGUGAUGGGGCGUACCGCACCAAAGACGGUUACUACCAGAUCACAGGACGAAUGGAUGACGUCAUCAAUAUCAGUGGGCAUCGGCUGGGCACCGCUGAGAUAGAAGAUGCACUGGAUGAACAUCCAGAUGUUCCUGAGACUGCAGUGAUCGGAAUUCCUCAUGAGAUCAAAGGAGAAGUUCCAUUUGCAUUUGUAGUUUUAAAAGAAACUGCUACUGAGAACCAGCAGGCUGUUGUGGAAGAACUGAGACUUCUAGUGGCUACUAAAAUAGCUAAAUAUGCCGUCCCUGAUCAUUUCCUGGUUGUGAAGCGUCUUCCUAAAACACGCUCUGGAAAAAUCAUGAGGAGAAUCUUGCGAAAGGUCGCCAUGCACGACACUAGCAGUCUGGGAGACGUCUCCACACUGGAUGACCCCUCUGUCGUUUCAGAGAUCAUUGAGGCCCAAAAACACAAAAGUGAUGCAACUAAAAAGUAGAAAAAGACUGUUGGGAUGUUGCCACAUUUAGUUUGAGGAACUAUGAAUAUGAUACUGUGAUGACAAGGAAUCUGUGAAAGUAAUUCACAUGUAAAUGUGAGAGUAGCAACAAUGUUAGCAACACAGAAUGCAUAAAUUGCAGGUUAAAUGCUUUCAUAUGUAGUGAAACAUGCACAUGAAUCCCACCUAAACUGGAUGGUAUUCCCUCUGUAAGACUGCUAGAUGUCAGUUAAGGUUUGUUUAACUUGAACAAACAUCUUUUUAAACAUUAGUCCUGAGACGUUUUGCAGUGUUCUUCCUCCCUGAGAUUUGCUGUGGAACAUCAGUAUUUAGUUCUUGAGAGAUGAUUUUAUUUUUAAGGUCCUCAAUCAGUUUGUCCUCAGGUAAAUCUCACCUCUCUCAUAUAAGCCACUUUGGAGGUUUUAUGCCUUAAUUUCCUAAUGUUUAUGACAAAAUAAACAUGAUAUGACUGAUUAAUUUUCAGUCAGUAUCACUAAAAUGCCAUUAUAUGAUACAUGCUCUACAUAUAAGUGGAAGCCUAAAUGUUUCCAUUUAAUUCUGUGUAUUUUCUUAGAAUAAAAAAUCUUUAUUGUGAACAUUAAAAAUGUUUAAAAAUA